Messenger RNA from Bombus huntii, 3057 nucleotides. RefSeq names its product calcium-independent phospholipase A2-gamma-like. The transcript is spliced from 8 exons. The record is from RefSeq and is a predicted model, not a curated record. Gene Ontology annotation, biological process: arachidonate metabolic process. Gene Ontology annotation, cellular component: membrane. The coding region runs from base 270 to 2180 and encodes 636 amino acids. NCBI's taxonomy places the organism in Eukaryota, Metazoa, Arthropoda, Insecta, Hymenoptera, Apidae.
AUUAUUUACAAAACGAGCCCCUCUAACUGCGUCAACAGUUCUUUAUAUAAGUAGAAUCAGCUAUUGUCUAUUUAGUAUUUCAAGAUGAUUCGGUAAAUGAACUCGUAAUAACGAAGUGACAUUAGUUAAAACUAUUGCAGAAAAGGAAAUCGGUAUCAGCAAUUUUUACGAAUCGUUUUGCAAAAUUUUCAGCAAAUCGAUAAUCGCUAGUGUGAUAAACUUUUAUCAUUCCCAUAUUCUCAUCGUUCAUACAACAAAACAAAUCAAGAAUGACACGAAAUGUUAUAACAUAUUAUUACAGUGUGAAAUAUUAUCAAAAGUUUCUCCUUUUGUCAAGACAGUUGACAGAUAGUGCUACGGGUAAAGGUUAUAGUGGAAGUGUUGAUAAAAAUAAAUUAUUAAAUCGUUUACGUACUUUGUGGAAAAUGAAAAUGUCCAUGCAAAAUCACUCGAAGAUUUUAUCGCAAUUGAAAGAUUAUUUAAACAAAGCUGGUUAUGAUAAAAAUUUGCAAAUUAUCUUCUCCAAAUAUUGGUUAGAUUUUCUACAAAGAGUAACAUAUUCACAAAUAAAUACUUUGAAGAAGUUGUCAGCACUUGAAUUUUCAAAACAUAUGAAGAAUAAUAAUGAUUUAGGUACAAAACAAGGCGACAUUAGUAAAAUAGAAAAAGAGAAGGUAAUACUGAAUGUUCCAGAAGAAGAGACAUUAACUACCAGCUCUGUUCAAUGUAAAAAGCAAAUUCAUGAAGAUAAUAUACAAGAGAGUAAACUUCAAAACAAAGCAGUAUCACAAAUUAUUUCUGAGUUUCUUGGUGCACUGAUAUUUAAUUCUGUACAAAGUAAAACAGCCAGAUUAGUUGUACCACCAAAGUGGAAAGUAAAUAUUCACAAAGAUAUACCAAAACACAGUAUUGCGUCUAGAACAAAUCAUGUCUUGAAUAGUAUAAUAACUGCUGAAUCAACUGCUUCACGUUGGAGAAGGAUCGAAGAUUUAUUAGCACACAUUGAUCAAUAUCCAGAAGCUAGACAUUAUGCGAUUAAAGGAGGAGCGAUAAGAGUAUUGCUUAAAACUAGACGAAAGGUUAAAGAUGAACAAACAAAAGCAUCUAUUAGAGAAGCAUUAGCAGUAUUGGGUUAUACUGAACCCUUGCCUGGCAGAGGUAUUAGAAUUCUUUCCAUUGAUGGUGGGGGUGUGCGUGGAGUAUUAGUUAUAGAAAUGUUAAAAAAACUUGAGCAAUUGACAGGCAAGAAAACUCAUGAACUGUUUGAUUACAUAUGUGGUGUGAGUACAGGAGCUAUUCUUGCUGCUGCUUUAGGUGGACAUAAACGAAAAUCGUUGUUUCAAAUAUCUGAAUUAUACAAGGAACUAAGUACUAAAGUGUUUACUCAAAGUGCAAUAAAAGGUACGAGUAAUUUGGUAUGGAGCCAUGGAUAUUAUGAUACAGCGCUCUGGGAAAAAUUACUGCAACAGAAUAUAGGAGACAAAGUUCUUAUAAAAACAGUUCAUGACCCUGCUGGUCCAAAAUUUUCAGCUAUAUCUGCUGUUGUAAACCAAGAACGUGUAAUGGCCUAUGUAUUCAGAAAUUAUACUUUACCUCAUAAAGUCGAAAGUUUAUAUCUAGGAUCUCACAAACAUAGAUUGUGGGAAGCUAUUAGAGCAUCUGCAGCAGCGCCUAGUUAUUUUGAAGAAUUUAAAUGUGGUGGAUACCUUCAUCAGGAUGGAGGUAUACUGGUAAACAAUCCAUGUGCAGUCGCAUUACAUGAAGCUAAAGAAUUAUGGCCAAAUAAUCCAAUUCAUUGUGUGGUUUCAUUCGGAACUGGUCGCACGCCAAAUCAAAUUUGUGACAACAGCAAAGCGACAGAAAUAGCGAUUUCAAGUUGGAAAGACAAGUUUUAUAAAAUUUUGGAUAGCGCGACAGAUACCGAAGCUGUGCAUAUUAUGUUGAACGAUCUGCUGCCUGAAAACGUCUACUUCCGAUUCAAUCCAUAUUUAACGGAGAUGUUGUCGAUGGUAGAAAUACGUCCUGAGAAAAUCAAUCAACUAGAACAAGAUGCAAGAAUGUAUAUACGUAGAAAUGAAGAAAAGUUUCAAAAAGCUGCUGAAGUUUUAUUACAGAAGAGAAAACUCCAACAAAAAGUCAUGGAUUGGAUUACAUUACAAAGAAAAGUUUCAGGUCUAUGAAUUAUUCUAUCUCAUAAUUUAUUCAAGCAUUUCAUAACUUAUAAAGAUAUGUACAUGUUACGUAAAUACUAAGUACGAAUUUUAUAUUAAUCGGGCUUACAGACUUUUAUGAGAAAAGUUUGUUUGAAACAAAUUAGUAACUAGAUAUGUGAUGUAAUUAUUAUUAAUUCUAACAUUUAUUUAAAGCGUUAAUAUAACGAAACAAACAUAUUACAUUUAUUUAUAUUUGUUUUUGUAAAUAUUAUAUUGAAAAUAAUUUUGUGUAAAAAGUAACGAUUUAGUUAACAUAUCAAUGAACAUGUACAUACAUGUGACCUCUGAGACAUAUGCACACAUAUUCACAUGCAUCAAUAAAAGAUGGUCAUUAAAUGACAAAGUACAAAGCAUCAUAAAUAAAUAUAUAAUAUUUAUUUUAGCAGGACUGUUUACUAUUGUACUUAGUGUAAUUAUAUAUUAAUACACCAGUGACUUUUUUAUUUUAAUAUUGUAUUUCAUAAAUGAUAACAUUAUUUUACUGUUUAGUAUACAUAUAUUUUAGCAUACGUGCGCUUGUUUAGAGAAUUGAAGCAUUAAAUAACUGUAAAUAACAAAGUGAUAUAUAAUAUAAAAUGUUAUAAACCGCUGUGCCGCUAGUCCUAAUGCUAGUCUGUGUUUUUUCACAUAAGUAGUGAAUAUAUUAAUAUGAAAAUAUAUCUGUAUAAAAUAGAAAAUGAUCAUGCGUAUAAAAUGUUUUAUAAUGUUUAAAUGUUACUUGUUUCAAAGAACACUUUAAAGUAUUACAAUUCAGCUUUAACUAAGCCAUUGUCAACUUCGUUAAAAAAAUGUUAUGUACUAUAAAGAUAUUAAAAUAACUAAAUAUAUUUAAUAUUAUUAUGUU